AUGGACGAAUACGAGUUCAUCAGCAAUAUUAUUGCCCUCGACGUUGAGGACGACCCCGCAUGCGAUGCACCGCUCGACAUGGAGCACCCAGGCUGUGCGACCCAGCACGCCUGUGAUGUGCAGCAUCUCUUUGCUCUCUUCUUCCACGUCCAUCGGUAA
Gloeophyllum trabeum ATCC 11539 is the source of this 159-nucleotide messenger RNA. RefSeq lists its product as uncharacterized. Bases 1 to 159 code for a protein of 52 amino acids. Lineage: Eukaryota; Fungi; Basidiomycota; Agaricomycetes; Gloeophyllales; Gloeophyllaceae. The transcript is spliced from 2 exons. The record is from RefSeq and is a predicted model, not a curated record.